Messenger RNA from Clupea harengus (Atlantic herring), 5028 nucleotides. It is a transcript of the gene gpc1b, whose product is annotated as glypican 1b. The record is from RefSeq and is a predicted model, not a curated record. Lineage: Eukaryota; Metazoa; Chordata; Actinopteri; Clupeiformes; Clupeidae. Gene Ontology annotation, biological process: negative regulation of fibroblast growth factor receptor signaling pathway; cell migration; regulation of protein localization to membrane. Gene Ontology annotation, cellular component: synapse; extracellular region; plasma membrane. Gene Ontology annotation, molecular function: fibroblast growth factor binding.
GACAGCUCUGAGGGCCGUUGACCGAUCCCUGGGGGAAAUAAAAUCUUUCUCUAUUGGCUAAGUCGCAGAUUUGAUGCAACAUCCUGUGGGGAAGCUUCACGGCAGACGCGCAGUCUGAGCACAAAGUCGGUGCCCUGCAGAUGGUGCUUUCUCGCCUUUUCCUCUCCGCCUCAUUCGUUCUAGCGGGAGUGCAGGGGCAGCAUCUCCGCAUCUAACAGUUCAAGAAACAUCAGUACAAUAUCCCGACUGUGAUUGCCAAGUUUCAUCCACUGGUUACCGCAGUCUUGAAUAGAGCGGUCCCGGGAAGAUUUGUCAGCGUGCACUUUAAUUUCCCUGAAUAUUUCCGCCGAGCCAACCUGUCAAAUAAAGCUGACAUUAACAACAGAGGACUCGCUAUUGCGCUCACAACCUCGGAGCUUAAUCACGGAUAGCAUCGAACGGAUAGCGGUGUUGGAUGUGUUUCGCAUGACAGGACUUCGCUAAUUUCACAACACCUUGCUGCAGGAUUUGCACUUCGCUGUGCUGUGCUUACCUAUUAAGAAUGGGGAUCACCGUGGUUUUUGUCCUGUGCGUCCUCACCAUGCCGGUUUUCGGUGCCGGGAACACGGUUCCUAAACCCAGGAGUUGUACAGAUGUCAAGCAGUUCUACGCCGGCAAGGGUUUCAGUGUAACCGGACUGCCACAGACCGAAAUCUCCGGCGAGCACUUGCGUAUCUGCCCUCAAGGCUACACCUGCUGCACCAGUGAGAUGGAGGAGAAGCUGUCCAACCUGAGUCGAGUGGACUUCGAGCGCCUGGUCAAGGAGGAGGGACGCUCGCUCCAGAUCACCCUCAACACCCAGUACAAGAGCUUCGACAGCCACGUGCUGGAACUGAUUAACCGCUCGGAGGCCUCUCUGGCUCAGACGCUCGGGCCACAGUACCAUCCCAACGCCCGCGUGCUGCAGGACCUGUUCAGCGAGCUGCGGCGCUACUACCGCGGCGCCAAUGUCAACCUGGAGGAGGCGCUCAACGAGUUCUGGCUGCGGCUGCUUGAGCGUCUGUUCAAGGCAGGGAACCCCAAGUACGCGCUCGCCGAUGACUACCUGGAGUGUGUCACUAAGCAGUCGGAGACGCUGCGGCCCUUCGGCGACACGCCUCGCGACUCCCAGCAGAAGGUGACACGCGCCUUUGUGGCCCUGCGCACCUUCAUCCAGGGCCUGGUGACCGGAGGAGAGGUCGCCCGCAAAGUGUCCCAGGUCCCCCUGAGCCAGGAGUGUGAGCGUGCCCUGAUGAAGCUGAGCUACUGCCCCCAGUGCCGCGGAAUGGCCGCGGCCAAGCCCUGCCGCGUCUACUGCCUGAAUGUGCUGAAGGGUUGCCUGGCCAACCAGGCCGACCUUGACACCGAGUGGAGAAACCUGGCAGAUGCCAUGCUCAAAAUCGCAGACCGCAUCAAACUUACAGCCAUGGACAGAGUCAUUGAGUCUAUCCCCGUGUACAUCUCCGAAGGCAUCGCUUACCUACAGGAGAACCAGGCCGUAUUCCACAGCAAGGUGUUCCAGGCCUGUGGGACCCCCAGGGUGAGCGGAGAUGACAGCACUACCCCAGAGGAGAGGCCACUGCCCACGGUGGAGAAGCCCAAUGCUACCACCUCACCCACGAGUGAGAAACUGGUGAACGAUGUAUCGGACAAAGUGAAAGCCAUGAUGGAGCACUGGGUGAUUCUUCCCAGCAGGCUGUGCGCUGACAGAGUGGCCUCUGGGACGUCUGCUGAUGCGAGCUGCUGGAACGGCCUGAAUAAGGGCCAAGGGUACCUGCCAGAGAUGUUGGGCGACGGUCUGGCCAGCCAAAUCAACAACCCAGAAGUUGAGAUCGACAUCACCAAGCCAGACAUGACCAUCCGCCAGCAGAUCAUGCAGCUGAAGAUCAUGACUAACCGGCUGAAGAACGCGCUUAACGGCAACGACGUCGACUUCCAGGACACCAGUGAUGACGUGAGCGGCUCAGGCAGCGGGGUGUGCAGUGAUGACCUCUGCGCCCGAAUCAUCCCUGAGAUCUCCAUGCCCAACACCAACCAGCCCAAACCAGUGGCCCCGUCCGGGGAUGCCGUUAGGGCCGCGGCGAGCCAGAACCCACCUUGCGUCACACUCUGCCUGCUCUCAUUGGUCACGCUGCUGCUGCUUAGGCGAUAAAUAGCAGACGACUCCACCAAUGGGGGGACUGAGUUUGGGGGGAAAGGGAGGAUGAAUGAGGGGGGAGGGCGGAAAGGGCUGGGUUAGUUACUUUGCCAAAAAAUAUUGAAAACAAACAAAAAAGGUAACAAAAUGAACGGACUUCCUUUUUGUCCCCGAUAAAGAACAAAAAGGAAUAUCAGUAGGAUUUCCUUUUUUGUUCUUUUUUUUCGUCUUCUUUUUUUUUCUAAAUAUGGCACGACUAGAGCUGGUCUUUUUGGUGGUCUUUUUGUUUCUGGUGUUUGGGUUCCUUGAGGAAAAAACAAAUCUGUACCUAAGAAAUGUUCAUGGAAACCUCUAGACAUAGAUCUAUAUAUAUUCAAACCGAGUAACCACGCCAUGGGAGAGCUUCUUAGUAGUGUUGAGCCAAAUUUUAGUUUUUUUUUUUUGCUCCUCAAUGACAAAGGCUUUAAGAUCAUUUAUUUAUUAGAGUUAAAAAAAAGGGAGAACAGUGGAGUUCAACAUCCAAAGCCUUUUUUUUCCAUUCAUUCAAAAUGGUGAUUGCAGUGGCUCCAGUAAAGCUGUCUUGAUUUCAAGGAGCUCGUAAGGCCCUUAAAAUGCACACUUAAAAUCACGUCUUCUAAGGAAGCUGGAAUAGACCAUUAUAAUUUGACACACCAGUUCACUCUGGCUUCAGAAAGUAAACAAGUGUGGACUGUAAUCACAAUGUUUUCCCCGUCAGUAUCAGGUCCACUUGAUGUAGGCAGUAAUAGCGCAUUCGCUAUUUUCCCUUGUAGAUACACACUUUGGAGCAUUCGUGUGAAUCCACUGCAGUCCCGAAUAGUGGGGACGUUUUUGAAUCGAAAAACCUAAAUUUCAGCUCAGCGCUACCCAGCAGCAAGUAGAGGAACAGGCGUGGAUGUGAUGGUUUCAUGUGUAAAGCACGCUUGCACCCUUGGCUGUGAGAGGCUGAUACGCUUGAAAUGCGUAUGUGUGGACUGUGCGCGGUCCUGUCGAAAUGGCUGUUUUCUCAAGGCUGGGAGGGACGCGUAUGUGUGUUUCCCUGUGAGCGUGUGUGCGUGCUUGUGUGCGUGUGUGUUCGUCUUAUCCAGAAGCUCUAGGUUUGCACAGCUGAGACAGCUGGGGACCCAAACAGUGGAGUGAUGAGAGCUCUGCAGGUAGUUGAGGCCAGUUCAAUGACCAUCAGAACCACAGAACAGAAACACUGUCCCAGCUCAAAGGACCCCCCCCCCCCCAGCGGAGUCAGAAGAACGCACUGCACUGUAUAACCACUUCUUACAACAACAACAACAACAACAACAACAACAAAUGUGUAAAUGCUUCUGAUUUGCUUCUGAGUUAGAUAAAUUAGGGAUUAUAAAUAUGUGAUGACAAAUGAAAUCUCUGUGUUUCUCUCUUUCUCUCUAUCUCUCUUUUUGUUUUGCUACCCAUUCUCCUGUGUGAUGCCAACAUGCAACGUGUUCUCCCCUGAUAAUUGAGGCACACACACAACAACGUUUUUAAAAGUGUACUGCAAUGUUGUGAGAAUGUUUUUGUACUAGUUUGCUGAGGAAAGUCUGUCAGUGGAACUGAUUUAAUACAGGAUGGGAAAGGGAUAUGUCUGUUUUAAUCCCGAUGGAUUCUAAGGCUUUGUGAGAUAUGUCCCUUUUGUGGAUGGGGAUGAAAGCAUAUGUGUGUAUGCUUCCGUGUGUGUGUGUGUGUGUGUGUGUGUGUGUGUGUGUGUGUGUGCAGUAGAAUGUCUGUGCUGCACAUGUGUAGAAAGUAUGACUGUGCUUGUUCUUAAGUCACUGUAGAUGUCGAAAGUGGCAAAAAUGUUAACAAAACAAAAAGAGAUGCCUGGAAAUGUGGGGAGGCCUAGACACGACUGUGUCAGUGUUGGUGCCUGUCAGAGGGCUGCCUGGGUUAGCGUGACCUGUUCUCUGGGUGAGCGUUAACAGACGGCAGACAGUGUGUGAUGCCUUCACGUUAAGGCACUGCCACUGAGCAUGUGGUUUUAACAUGGCGCAGCACAAGCCCAGGGGUACAAAAAGAGCCACCAGACUUGGCGCAGGGGCGACGAUUCGGCCCCCUUUAGGUUUAGGUUUUAAAGAGCAAUGCUCUGACCUGUGCUGGCGGGCCCUGGUUUGAGCUGACUUUGUCAGCUUCUUGCAGUAUUUCCCCAUAGUGACAUUCCGAGGCAAAUUACAUAUGAAAAAAAAAACAUAAAAAAACCAAGAUGUAACUUGGCUGUAAAUGGCUGUCCCUCUCUCUUUCUGUCGUGUCUCACUGACAUUGGCUGACAAUUUGCACAACCUCUGUCCCUAUGCCCUAUCUCAUCACCCCCCUCCCCCCCUCGUUCCUAAAGUUAAUUUCAAUUGCUGCACUUUUCAUGACGCAUGUGGCUUCCCCCGUCCACGGGUUGGCGUCGGCCGCAUAACAACAUCACAGGAUUGGGGAUCAAUACUUGAGAAACACCCUGCAGAAAGAUCCAUCGAUCGGGACUCCGAUUUAUGUAUGCGGACAGGGGUGGAUGAGGAGAACAGCUCCAUAAAAAAAAGAAAGAGCAGUUGGAAACCAUGGGGCCCAGCAGGCCCUCUCACUCCCACCCCUGUCCAAUGUUGAAUGUGGCUGGCAUUGAUGAAAUGUGCCGAAUUUUUUGAGAAACCAUUCUGAUAUAUAUAUUUUUUCUUGUCUUCUGUUUUGUUGUUUUAAUGAGGAAACAAAAACCGAUAAAUGAAACAAUGGAGAGUUUGUUUUCAUGGCCACAACAGAGCAAGGAAAUGAGGUUGGAAAAAAAAAUAUGGAAAAUUAUGUGUCAGUUGCUGUUGUAUGUUCCUGAUACCUUGUGUCAAUUAUAUACGUCAUUAAGAUUUUCAAGA